Messenger RNA from Neodiprion virginianus, 4773 nucleotides. RefSeq names its product serine/arginine repetitive matrix protein 1-like. Bases 683 to 3577 code for a protein of 964 amino acids. The record is from RefSeq and is a predicted model, not a curated record. Lineage: Eukaryota; Metazoa; Arthropoda; Insecta; Hymenoptera; Diprionidae. The transcript has 6 exons.
CUUCCUGUAGCAUUAUUGUUACCUACCGGCCAAAUGGGCGACAUCCUAAUUUCGUUCAUUUUAUUUCGCGAGUGUAUGUUCAAUGAUUACUUCGUGGUUCAGUGGCGCGAAAUGUUUCGCGCCAUAACUCAAUAGUCAAGUUCCAUUCUCGCGGUGAUUUACAUGAUUUACGUACGUCAUAUUAUCUGUAGCAAUUAGGAGUUCGAAAAUCAAUAAUGACAUUAUUAUUGUAAUUACAAAAAACCACUCCGUGCCACCUUGCACUAUUUCCGCUAUUUCUAAACCCGUCAUUUGAGAGUUGACUUGACUGCAUAGAUCACGCUGACUUUCCUUGGUAGCACUUACUUCACAGCCAUUUGUAACUAUGUUUGUAAUCCUUUGUAACCUACACCCACGCCUACACUACACCGUUCGUGUCCCAGGAAGAUCAAGGAUUCAUUAGACUCUGAUUAUCAAUUAUUAUUAAGUGGUCUAGUCAGUGUGGAAGGUAACUUUCCAGUACUUAAUUUAUAGUCCACGAUUGUCACUUGGUACUAACGAAUCAAAUCUAAGAAUCCGAUCGAUAACACGAGAGGUACGGAGAGGUUACGGAUAAUGAACAAACUGCUAAACUCAUACUCCAAAAGUUUGGCUAAUGUUGUAAGUUUAGUAUAAGAUUUAGGUAGCAACAAAUCUAAAUACAAUGGGUGACACGGAAACCGAGAUCUCAGAAAACCUGGAAUCAACAUCUGGCGAUUUGGAGAGACAAGAAUCUGCAAAAACGGAGACUGAUACGAAGAGCGAAACGUUGGAGCUACAGAACAUGAAAGAAGAAAGCGAUGAUGUGUGCAAUGAGAAUUCUUCGGAGCUUACGCGGCCAAAGACAAACGACGACGUCCAGCGUGCAAUAGAGGGAUUGAAGGAUAUACCGGAUGAAGAAUUACAAGAGUUCUUGGACGAUGAAGACUUUAUGGAAGGGUUGGAUGUCGUAGACGCCUGGGAAGGUGAAGAAGAAAAACGCCAUGAAAAGAGACCGAAAAGUCGUAGCAGAGAGAGGGAGCGAAGACGAAUCUCUAGGGAUCACAACCGUUUUCGAGAUCACCGAAGCCUAAACAACCGAGAGAGGCUCAGGCGUGAGGAUCGCAAGCGAGAUGAAAAUCGUCGAGAUCCAAACAAAAGUACCAAAGACAUUGAGCGGGAUAAAAUGCGCACUCAAAGAGACUGUGAAAGUAAGAUUCAAGCUGAAAAGAACAAAGCCAUCAAGACUCUACUAGAUUCGGACAAUGUUGUGCCACCUGGGACGGAACUGGAAGCCAUUGAAACUAUCACCGAGAAGCAGAACGUGGACAAAGUGGGAAUUUCAAAAAGCCGUCGAAGCAGAGAGAAAAGAACCAGAGGAAGUCCUGUCUGGCGACGCAGCGAUGACAGAACUAGAAACAGUCCUCAUCGUCGCUGGAGCCCCAUCGUCAUCAGUCCAGAGCGUCGCAGAAGCCCGAUUAAAUUAAGUCCAGGAUCUCGCAGAAGUCCUGUUAGAUUAAGUCCUUCGUCUCGCAGAAGCCCUCAUAAGCUAAGCCCCUUAAUUCUGAGCCCCGAAAGACCCAGAAGCCUGCUCAGAUUAAGCCCUACUCAUCCACGAAGACCGAGUUGGGAGCGCAAAACUAGUGCAGAGGAGAGACGCCGUAGCGCUGAUCGACACAGAAGACGCCAAGAAGUUCGUGAACGUGAUUACAAGCCUUCAAGUCGUCGAAGUCGUUCACGAGAGCGACACAGAAGUCGAAGUCCAGAUCGACAUCGAAGAAAGUACAGCCGUUCUCCAGGAGAUAGGCGAGGCAGUCCACGAUGGCGUAGCAGAAGCGGUAGCAGAGGAAGAUCUCCACAACGGCGUACAAGAAAGCGAUCUCCAUUCAUCAAUGAAAUAAGAAGACAAUUUCGGAAUGAAAGCACCCGACAACAGCAACAACAGCAGCAGCAACCACCAUCUGCAAAUCUUGGAUACCUGAUUCCACCAAUGAUGUCUGGGAUGCCGCCAAUGGGCAGCCCCAUUUACCCCCACGAGCAAGAGCAGCACCCACCUUUCAUGCCACAUCAUCCACCAGGACCACAGGGAUUAAUAAUGCCUGGUCCACCACAAGGGUUCAUGAACUUUGAUCCGGCCCAUCCGCAUAUGGCUCCAUCCAUCAACUACGAUCCGUCUGCACCACAGCUUAUGAUUCAAUCUGAAUUUUCUGCUGGACCUGUGAUAUAUGGACAACAUGCUCCAGCCCCUGUUCAACCACCACUACUACCUCUACCAGUACCUUCACCUCAACCCGUACCAGCCCCUGGUCCGAUCAUGGAACAAGGACCUCUUAUGUAUAAUCAGCUACAUCACCUGGCACCGCUUUUACCGACCCCGGGGAAAGAGCAAACUGAUCUGAGCAGCAGACGUUCGGUUUCCCCUCAGGCUAGAUCGGUUCGAUCUAACACACCUCGGAGCUAUAGAGGAAUGCGAAGGUCCACUACUCCUUAUAAUGAUGUACAUUCAUCACAUGAGGAAAGAUUAAAAACACCGGAGCCGCCGGUUAUAUCGAACUCCAAAGCCUCCUUUGGAAAGACUAGUUUAUCCAGCCUGUUGGAAGCUUCUGUUUCUGCCAAAGAUUCGCUUGGGCCACCAGUCCUUUACCCAGGAUUCAAGCCAGAAAUACUACGACAUUGCGAACACGCUCUCCGGGACCUGCCUGUCGAGGAUCCCAGACUGAAGAUGAAGGGUAGAUUUUUUUUCAACCCUCAAAAAGAAGAUACUACUAGUGAAAGUGAAGAGCGAUCAUCAAAUUCGAUAUUACUGAAGAAAGGGAAAAAUAAAAUAUACUGGGACGAGGAGGAAGAGCGUCAUUCGCAAAUAACUGUGAAAUCUGGUGUUCAUGUGCAUCAAAAAAUAUGUCAAACAGACGAGGUUCAAACUGAACAAAAAGAAGUCCAAGCUACAGUAAUCACUGCAGAGUUUGGAGUGCAAGUAAAUCUUAAUGAUUUAGAGCAACCUGCUAAAGAAGAGAAAAGACCAAUCAUGGAUAGGCUUGACUGGGAUAUGCGAGAAACUUUCGAUUAUACACCAAAACCACGAGAAGCUGAUGAUCUAAGAUGGAGCCUGAGUAACUCUUCUCAAAAGCGUCCGUGGGGCAGAGCUAUAUCGCCACCCAGAGGGCCCGAGGACCGAAGCUUCAGCAGAGAACGUACGUCGUCUGAUUAUCCUAAUAGAACCUUGACCCUUUGCACACCAGCGAGAAGCCGAGAAGAAUUUUCCUCACACCGUGGCCCAAUACUGCGUGAUCAUUUCAUUCGUGAACCGUUACCACCUAGUUACAGGCAAAAUUUGGAUGAUCACGAUGAACAUUUCCAUGAUAAUAGAAGCGAUCGUAGCCGUGGAGAAAGUCCCAUGGUGAUUGAUGACUCGCCAGAAGAAAUUGAAGAAGAACCGGAAGUGUUUGCCAGAACUACCGAGCGAAUAGUACUUACUAAAAUUCCACGUGGGCAGUCAAUUCCUGUUUUCAAGGGCCGUGGAGGGCCAAGAGAAGGAAGACCAUUUCGUGGUGGAAGAGGUAGCUAUCGAGACAAGUUCUAAGAAAUAACAAAUCACAUCAACUGCGAUCACCUUCACCUGAUCAAGACGCAACAGCUAGUUUCAUUCUCCUUCAAAUAUUAUGUGAGAUCACUUGAUCGAACUAGACCGUGCCAAGCGUCAACGUGCAGUGAAUUGAAUGAACUUCACUAACAAUAAACGUGAGGAGAGCAUCAAUCGCAGUAAAAGUAAUAAUUAUCAACAGUUUCCUGAAUUAAGAAGAAUAACUGGAUCUAUACAUUUUUUUUUUGCUACUACAGUGAGUACUUGAACAAAGAAAUUUUAUCACUCUAAGUAUCGAAAUCAUCUGAAUUGAACAUUUGGAAAUACGUUGAAAGUGUCCACAGGCUUUGAACACAUAUGAAAUGUGGCGCAAACACUUUAUAUAAGUAAGUGUUAAGAUGUAUAAAAACUUUUUUUGCUCAAAGUGUAAAAUACUAUGUAUUUUCGUUAUUUGUUUAAACAAUGCCGUGGCUAUUUCUUGUUUCGUUUUUUUUUUUUUCGAUUUUUCUUUUUUUAUUGAUUGAAAUUAUAUUAAAAUAUCCAUAUGUGAUUGGCAAUGAGCAAGAUGUACAAAUAAUCACAGAAUAAUUGAGUGUGCUUAUAUAAAAACGAAGAACAAAUAUCCGAAAGUUGGAAAUCUAAGUAUUAAGAGGUCACAUCUAAUUUAACAUUGAAAAUAACAAAGAAAAACGUCGCGAAAAAACAUAUCUACAGGCACAGAUUAAGUAAACGUUACUUUUUUUUUUUAAUUUAUGAACCAGAAAUAAAUUAAACAAAAUAUACUAACGGCGAGUAUAAUUAACGAUUUCUUAACUAUAUACUUAUCAUAAAUUGAUAUUCAAUCUUUCUACAACGAGGAUAAUUGAGGUCUGAACAUAAACAAUUAUUCAUGAAAUUUCAUAUCACAUCGUCGUGUUAUCAAAUUAUUUUUACGUUUUUCAAGCUAUCGUAUAAAUAGCGAAAAUAUUUGCAAUUCACCGUGAUAAUCCUCUGAACUAAAAGGAUAUGCAUUUUUUUGACUGCAUACAUUGUAAAAUACAACUGUAAUACUUAUUCCUUGGAUUUAAUUUUCGAAUGUAAUUCAGUGAUAAAAUUUCGUACAUUACGCAUGUAGGAACUACGUAAUCCAGCCUCCGUAUUUUAAAAAUGUGAAUAUGUAAUGUAAUGUGCGUAAUAAAUGCAAAAGUAAUCAAUCA